AUGUAUGCUUCUUGGACCACAGAAGAGUUUGCAUUAGGGACUAUAAAUGGGGAUGCAAUGACAGAUGUGAUGGAGGAUUCUGUGACUGAUUUUGUGUUUGGGUGCACAAAAAAAUCGACCCAUUUGCCUAUUGGAAUGUACAAUGACUUGAGCUACACGCCAUUGGUGAAAGGCCCGGGCAUGCCUAAUUUCUAUGGAUAUAGAUAUGUGAAUCUUGAAGAAAUUGUUGUUGGGAUCAAUAGGAGUACUAAGAUUCCACAUGAAGAUCGAAACCAGGAUCUGAUGGGAAUGCUGGGACAUCGACACCGGCAUGCCGGAUUUACUUACGUGGACAACUCCAUCUUCGGACAAGUGGCAGACGAGUUUGUGAAUCAAAUGGGGUGA
Messenger RNA from Prunus armeniaca (apricot), 384 nucleotides. NCBI's taxonomy places the organism in Eukaryota, Viridiplantae, Streptophyta, Magnoliopsida, Rosales, Rosaceae. The record is from the annotation of a GenBank genome assembly.